AUGCCGCCUAAAAACUCAAAAAGUGUCAACAAAGCAAAAGAAAAACCGAUUGAAAAUGCGCCAACUAUUGAAAUCGGUGAAAAGAUCAUCUGCAUGCAAAACUCCUACCUGUACGAGGCUAAAUGCAUUGAUCUUAAGAAGGAAAAGAACCAUUUCAUGUACAAAGUGCACUACAAAAAAUGGAACUCAAAGCACGAUGAAUGGGUCGUCGAAAGCCGAAUACUUAAAUACAAUAAAAAGAGUGUAAGGGAAAUGAAGAAGCUGUGCGAAAGGACUGGUGAAAAAACGAGAAGUAAAAAGAAGAAGAAGCACAAGAAAAGCCGCGAAAAGAAGGAAAAGAAAACAUCAAAGUCCACUAGUUCCGAAUCUUCUCUUGGCACUACAGCACCUAAAGUACUUACGACACCGUCAUUUGUUUGUAAGCAAGACGACUUUCUCAGCACACAGGAACUUAAAAUUCGCAUUCCAGACGAGCUAAAGCAGAUUCUCGUCGAUGACUGGGAGUUGAUUGUAAACCAGAACCAGCUACUAAAACUGCCUCCAAAUUACACUGUUGCCAGAAUUUUGUCUCAAUACUAUUCCAUCAAAAAGCUGUCCACUAAGUUACCGCCCAAUCACACGAUUGAAGGUUAUGAAAACUUCACGGUGAACCUUACCAAGUACUUCAACUUUUUUCUUGAAAAGGACUUACUGUAUCCAAUGGAACACGAGCAGCUGGCGUAUCUUAAACUCAACAGCGAAACGCUAAUUCGCAAUUCAAGUAAUUAUGAAAUACUUUCAACCAAACGCAAAGAGAAACGCCAGAAAAAGCACAAAAAAUCUAAAAAACGAAAGAUAACUUCAACGUUAGCUGUUGCAAUCACGAGCGACCCGUCAAUAAGCUCAAAUGCAGCUGAUUCUGCUCCACCUGAAAAUACUAGCCAAAGUGAAAGUACUUCAGAUAGCUCUGAAAACUUGGCUGGUACGAAAAACCCUCCGGAUUCGCAGUCAGUAAAGGAAGAAACAGCAAGCUCUGAUAAUACGGAAAUAGUUCCCAAAAUUGAUUUAACCAAACUUUACGGAGUAAUGCAUCUGUUGCGCCUUUUCACCAAACUAGGCCAUUAUCUUUUCUUCACAACUUUGAGCGACAGUGACCUCACUCUACUGAACACCUACAUACAGGACUUUUUGAAAUAUCUCAACAAACAUUUGCUGUCCUGCCCUAAAACGCUGUACAUUGACGCUGCCAAAUUCAAUGAGCAGAGUACUACUCCAACUGAGCAACUGAAAUGA
Messenger RNA from Rhagoletis zephyria (snowberry fruit fly), 1272 nucleotides. The record is from RefSeq and is a predicted model, not a curated record. Lineage: Eukaryota; Metazoa; Arthropoda; Insecta; Diptera; Tephritidae.